UUUUCUUCCUUUGUAUGAAAUAAAUGGCAUAAUUGCACGAAUCAACAAUUUAUUUCAAAACGUGAUCCUCUUUCCUUCGAAAAUGGUAUAUUUAUGGAAUUUCUCUAUUAAAAACGGGCUGUUUUCUCUUGGCUGCUUUCUUUUCCUGCAAAGAAUGGCGUCAUACAGUAAAGCUACAUUUAAAUAACUAUCUUUAUACGAUGAAAUGAUAAGUUAAAUAGAAGUUCUAAAUAAUAAUAAGCCGAAAAUUGAAUGCUUGAAAGAGUUUUGUUUGGUUACAUCUGUUUUUACAGUUAUUGAUGUUCAACUCAAUAAUUAUAAUUUUUCAUGCCUUAUAAUUUUGAACCUAAUCCAGAGGGCAAGGGAGCUCUUGGAUCAAGCAUGCUGGCUUUAAUAAUUAAAUCUUUUUUAUUCAUAAUUCGUAGGGGCUUACAUAAAGAUUUUAAAAUAUUUGACAUUCCAAUGUGUCAUUUUACUUCAUUUCUGAAAUGUACAUUAAGGGUGGUGAUUACGGAAUAUAAAGAGCCUUUUACGUGUUUCGUAUGUUUCAUUCUAAUCUUUCAGAAUUUCAAUUUUUUAAGCAUGUUAAUUUUUUUUAAAUUAAAAUUAAAUAUCAUCGCAAAAAAAUUAAAUUAAAAAAUUAUCGACAAAAUCUUGAUUUAAGCCACAUUAACACCACCCCACGCUUCCGAAUUUCGACUUAAAACCUCCUGAAAUUAGAAAUCGGCUUCUUAUACUAACGAGUAUUUACAAAAACUAUCAUAGGGUGACUAUAUAGUGUCAUUUCGUCAUUGUUUGUUGUACAUUUGUUGAUGAAAAUUUAUUUUUAUUUUUUUUAUAAUUUUAGUCUUACGAACAAACAUGUCACAACUUGCUGCAUGCUUGUAAUCAUGUGUGUGCUAGUUAUGUUUAUUGUCCUAGCUUUUUUAGCCACCGAAUGGAUGGCUGAUCCCUUGUGAAACAUUACUAAUGCCAAAAAACUUUUUUCAGUCCUUUUUCUAGACUUAAAAGAAGUUGUGAGCUGACCCUGAAGACACCCUCACCUCAAUUCUUUCCAGAACAAUCGAAGAAUCUUCGACACGACCUGAACAGUUUGGAAAAAAAAAAGAAUAGCUUUCAUCUCCAGAGUUGGAGAUGAUGGCUAUGUUGCAUAGCUGUUUUAAUGAUGCUAUGCAGUGAAGACAGAUUUACAGACAUGAACUUUUGAUAGUUAUUUACAGCAACACAUAGACUUCUUCCUUCCCCUCUUAAAUUAUUUUCCCAUAGACGUCACCCUUCAACUUUAAAAAAAAACUUUGAGGGGGAGGGAGUCUUGCACUCUUUUUUUCGAACAGGAUCCUCUAAAAAUUGUACGGGGUGAAGGGCAGUACAUGUUCGAUGAAUGCGGCAGACGUUAUCUUGAUUGUAUCAAUAAUGUUGCUCAUGUUGGACAUAGUAAUCCUCGUGUGACAAGGGCUUGUGCAGAGCAGAUGAGUCUUCUAUGCACCAACAGCCGUUACUUACACGACAACAUAGUCAUCUAUGCUCAAAAACUAUUAGCUACAUUUCCACCGAAAUUGAAUGUUUGCUAUUUCGUCAAUUCUGGGUCAGAAGCGAAUGACUUAGCUUUAAGAUUAGCCAGAGCCCAUACUGGUCACGAAGACGUCAUUGUUUUAGACGGUGCAUAUCAUGGAAAUCUAUCGACAUCUACGGAUAUGAGUCCGAUGAAAUUUGAAAAAAUUACUGGCGGUAAAAAGGAUUAUGUGCAUGUGGCUGCUUUACCAUGUAGUUAUCGUGGAGAAUACACAUCUGACGAAUACGACAGUGACGUCAUUGGCGAAAAGUAUGCUGAAAAUGUGCAAAAUGUUAUCAACAAAGCACAUUCCAAAGGUCGGCAAAUUGCAGCAUUCUACGCUGAGUCAAUGGUCAGUUGUGGGGGUCAAGUUGUACUACCAAAGGGUUAUCUUUCAAAAGUAUACAACUAUGUUCGACAAGCUGGUGGUAUAUGUGUUGCCGAUGAAGUUCAAACUGGAUUUGGCAGAGUUGGAAAACAUAUGUGGGCCUUUGAAUUACAAGGAGAGGAUGUUUGCCCGGAUAUAGUUACUAUUGGCAAACCCAUGGGUAACGGGCAUCCUGUUUCUGCAGUUAUAACUACGAAAGAAAUCGCUCGAAGCUUUAAAGAUCUCGGAGUAUCUUAUUUUAACACUUAUGGUGGAAACCCGGUGUCCAUGGCAAUAGCUAACUCAGUUUUGGAUAUAAUCGAGGAUGAAGAUUUGCUUUCAAAAGCUGAAAAAACUGGAAAUAAACUUUUAGAUGACCUUCACGAACUUAAGAAACGGCAUUCAAUUAUUGGCGAUAUUAGGGGAGCUGGUUUGUUUGUUGGAAUAGAUUUAGUAAAAGACCGCAUUACGAAAGCUCCAGCAACAGAAGAAGCAGCUUAUACAAUUGCAAGAAUGAAACAGGAGCGAAUACUUCUCAGCGCUGAAGGCAAAUAUAGUAAUGUCCUGAAAUUCAAACCACCUAUGGUUUUUAACGAAGAAAAUGUCAAGACGUUAGUAGAUAAAUUGGAUGAAGUUCUUACUGAAGUCGAAGAAAAAACUGAUAGUUACGAGUCAACAUCUGAACCUUCAUCUGACACUUCAUCUAGCUCGGAUGACGACAUGGCUUCUGCGUCUUCUAGCUGAGCCAUCUGAAUUCUGAUCAUGAAUCUGUAUAUAGUUUUCAAUCCAGAACUGUUAAAACAAUUUAUUUCUAUUAACACUUUGAAUAAGUAAAUUUUUUUUUAAAUUGUUAAAAAUAAGUUGAAUACUAUUAUUUUUAAAGAUAAAUGUUAAAAGUUUUUUUUUCAAUUGAGGCUUCCUUUUAAAACGAUAAUGGGAAAAAUUUAUAUUUUCAAUAUUAGUUUGAAGUUUCUUAGAGGGAAACUUAUAUUUUUAUAAUCAUUAUUUUUCAAGCAGCUAUCUUCAAACUUUUUUCUUUAAAUAUUUUAAAUUUAUACCGGGUGCUACGUAUUCACCGCAAUUAAUGUACAUUUUUAGAGUUCUUGUUAUCUAGACAAAAAGAGUACACACAUUAGUGGUCAGAAGUUGAUAAUAAAAAGAGAAAAUAACUUAAUAGAAGUUUAAAAAGUCGACUCUGAGAAUGGGCAGUACUAAAAACACAAAAACCUGUUUGCUUGCUUAGGAAAUCGAAAAUAAUUAAAAUGUGAUUAUUAUAGGAACCUCGAAGUUCCAUCAGGCAAAGAAAUUGGUUUUGAUGUUUGUCCUCGCACAUUUUACGCUUAAAUAAUAUUUUUAAGACCCCUAAUGUUUAUAUUUUUAAUUUCAUUUUUGAAACAAGCUUAAAGUGAUAUCUUUAAACACCCUGUAAGAAACUAAUCAUGAUAGCAUAACAUUAUAUGCUGCUAGAUUUUCAACUUUGCUAACACUCGAAUAACAUGUAGUUCAAAUAUAUUUCUAAUGAUGUUAUGACGCAUUUUGUUUUAAUAAGAGCUUAAUAGUGAUAUCUUUCUUAAAAAUAAGUUAGAAUGCUGAGCAUAUCGAAUAUGAUUUUUAUUAAGGAUUACAUAUAUUAAAUGUUAUUUAGCUGUUAGCGCACAAAGAAAAUCUAAUUUUCUCUUUUGAAAAUUCAAAUAUGCUUAUUAAGACACAAUUUGAGAAAUUAUUCAUAUUGUAUUCUUUUAAAAAUAGCCCUUAUGAUGUAGUAUUUAUUUAGUUACAUAGAUUAAGGAGGAAAUCAAUAUUUUUCUAUAAAUAUCUUUAUUAGUAAGAAUGAGCAACGAAUUAGUUAAUCCUCGCCAAUAUCACACAUAACUUUUAUGUGAUGCAAUAUUAAUUUCAAUAUAACAACAACGAAUAUUUGAAAUAAUACGUUAUUCAUCAUGUAAAUAUUCAUAUCAAUUCAUUGUAGUUAUGUAACAUGAAGAUGAACAAAUAUGUAUGUUUUGUACAGUUUUCAUUUUGUUAAAUAAAUAUUUUUGUCUUUA
Molecule: messenger RNA, 3964 nt
Organism: Parasteatoda tepidariorum (common house spider)
Lineage: Eukaryota; Metazoa; Arthropoda; Arachnida; Araneae; Theridiidae
Product: ethanolamine-phosphate phospho-lyase
Cellular component (GO): mitochondrion
Molecular function (GO): pyridoxal phosphate binding; transaminase activity
Source: RefSeq, a predicted model, not a curated record